GCCCCUCAAUGCCAGGCGGGGGAGCCCCUCUCUCAGCAGCACUCCACAGCAUCACCGCCUCGCCUCGCUGAAAAGGACGGAGAGGAGAGAAAUGCAAAGGGAUGUAAGAUGGCAGAGCUACAAAUGCUAUUAGAGGAGGAGAUCCCUGCCGGCAAAAGAGCUCUCGUGGAAAGCUACCAGAACCUGUCCCGUGUUGCGGAAUACUGUGAAAACAAUUAUGUUCAGGCUCAAGACAAGAAGAAGGCCCUGGAGGAGACCAAGGCCUAUACCACCCAGUCUCUGGCCAGCGUGGCCUACCAGAUCAAUGCCUUAGCUAACAAUGUGCUGCAGCUGCUGGAUAUCCAGGCCUCGCAACUACGACGCAUGGAGUCCUCCAUCAACCACAUCUCCCAGACAGUGGAUAUUCAUAAGGAGAAGGUGGCACGUAGAGAGAUCGGCAUCCUGACCACAAAUAAGAACACAUCUCGCACCCACAAGAUCAUCGCCCCGGGCAACAUGGAGCGGCCAGUGCGCUACAUUCGAAAGCCUAUCGACUACACGCUGCUGGAUGAUGUUGGACACGGCGUCAAAUGGCUUAAGGCCAAGCAACAUGGGAACAAUGCGGCAGGACGAGGAGGGACACUUUCCAGGACCAACCCACCCACACAGAAACCCCCAAGCCCACCCAUGGCUGGUCGUGGUACCCUGGGACGUAACACUCCCUACAAGACCCUGGAGCCAGUGAAGCCUCCAGUGGUGCCCAAUGACUACAUGACGAGCCCGGCCCGACUGGGCAGCCAGCACAGCCCUGCACGCACAGCCUCGCUCAACCAGAGGCCCAGGACUCACAGCGGCAGCAGUGGUGGUAGUGGCGGCAGGGAGAACAGUGGAAGCAGUGGAGUUGGUAUCCCUCUAGCAGUUCCCACCCCCUCCCCUCCCAGUAUGGGGCAAGUGGCGACCUCCUCGGCCUCAGUGCCCCAGGGCCCCGGCUUGGGUCCCAUACCCAUGUCCCAGUUCGGCACCAUCUCCCGCCAGAUCUCCCGUCACAACUCCUCCACCACCUCCUCGGCCUCCAUGGUGUCGGCGACCGGCACCUACCGCCGCGCGCCCUCCGUCUCCUCCCAGCAGCCCCACAUCAACGGGGGCCCUGCCUACCCACAGAACACAGUGUCUGUGGCUCCUCCGCCUCCCCCUCCAGUGGUCCAGCUGACCCCACAGAUCCCUCUGACCGGCUUUGUGGCCAGAAUGCAGGAGAGCAUAACAGACAGCCCCGCCCCGCCUCCUCCGCCUCCCCCAGAGGACAUCGGUGUGUUUGAGGAGCCCUCUCCCCCUCCUCCUCCCCCACCUGUGGACUACGAGGAAGAGGAGGCCGCAGUGGUUCAUUACAGUGAUCCCUACUCUGAUGGAGACCCCCACUGGGCCCCCAAGGCUUAUUUAGAGAAAGUUGUGGCCAUCUAUGACUACACCAAGGACAAGGAGGAUGAGCUGUCCUUCAUGGAAGGAGCCAUCAUCUACAUAAUCAAGAAAAAUGAUGACGGCUGGUUUGAAGGUGUCUGCAACGGCGUCACCGGACUCUUCCCAGGAAACUACGUCGAGUCCAUCAUGCACUAUGCUGACUAAAAAAAGAAAGAAAAAAAACACCUAAAACAGCACUGCAGUUUUGAACAGAGGUAAAACCAUGAACUUGUACAGAUGUAUGCAGUCCAGCGGUUGCAGUUCAUAGAGCUCCCACUUUGAAUGAAGUGCCAUGGUGAAUCUACAAAUGGUUUUCUUUCUUUUGGGGUGGGGGGAGGGGCUUGUGCUUGCACGUUUUUGUUGUGCUCCCCAAAAAAAAAUUAAAAAGAAGCGUUGCACAAAGGAGGAAGGUGCUGAAGCUUUGGAAGCCCGUGGGUCUGUUAGUUUACACUGUGGACAAAAGGGGGGAGAUAAAAGCCUCUUUGCUGCCGCUGUUACGUCUGUGACGGUCGGCAGCACUUCUCAAUUUUUAACGGUCACAUUUUGCCUCACAAGCAAUUACAUACAAUCAGAAGAGUUUGAAGAAGUAGAUCUGCAACCCUGAUUCCAAAAAAGUCAGGACUUUUUGUAAAAGGUCAGUAAAAUCAGAAGUCCCAGUCAUUUGCAAACAAUCAUGUGUUCACAAAGUGAUGAACCUCGCUCCACCCUCGGAUGCUCCUUUCAUACCCAAUCAUGAUACUAUCACCUGUUACCAAUCAACCUGUUUACCU
This is a messenger RNA of Chelmon rostratus (copperband butterflyfish), 2204 nucleotides long. Its product is annotated as abl interactor 1-like. Lineage: Eukaryota; Metazoa; Chordata; Actinopteri; Chaetodontiformes; Chaetodontidae. Gene Ontology annotation, molecular function: SH3 domain binding. The transcript has 11 exons. The coding region runs from base 109 to 1599 and encodes 496 amino acids. The record is from RefSeq and is a predicted model, not a curated record. Gene Ontology annotation, cellular component: lamellipodium; intracellular anatomical structure.